Molecule: messenger RNA, 627 nt
Organism: Thamnophis elegans (Western terrestrial garter snake)
Lineage: Eukaryota; Metazoa; Chordata; Lepidosauria; Squamata; Natricidae
Gene: C1D
Product: C1D nuclear receptor corepressor
Exons: 5
Coding region: 121-552 (143 amino acids)
Biological process (GO): regulation of gene expression; maturation of 5.8S rRNA
Cellular component (GO): exosome (RNase complex); nucleolus
Molecular function (GO): RNA binding; DNA binding
Source: RefSeq, a predicted model, not a curated record
GUCUUUCGCAUUCGCCUCCGUCACGUGGGCGGCAAGGGGAGGCGAGGCCGGUGCGGGGUAGGUUGCGCCCUUCUUUUCGCACGGAAGCGUUGCAGGAGGCUGGCAAGUGUCAUCUUGAAAAUGGAUCCUUCCAAAGAAGACUAUCCCACAGAGAUUCAUGAUUACCUUGUAGCCUUUGAAACAGCUGUUGGCUCAGUAGAUGCAGUGUUGAAGACCAUGAUGUCCAUAUCCAGAAGUGAGCUCCUCCAGAAGCUAGAUCCGCUUGAACAAGCCAAAGUAGAUUUGGUCUCUGCUUAUACAUUGAAUUCAAUGUUUUGGGUGUACCUUGCUACACAAGGAAUAAAUCCAAAGGAACAUCCAGUCAAACAGGAAUUGGAGAGAAUAAGAACAUACAUGAACAAAGUAAAAGAGAUUGAAGAAAAGAAAAAAGCUGCCAGGCUGGAUAAAGGCGCGGCAUCAAGAUUUUUACGAAAUGCGCUGUACGAACCAAAAACUCAAAGCAAAACUGCAAAGAAAAGUCCCAUUCCAGCCAAAAAGAAAAAAUCUCAUUAGAAUCUCCCUAUUUGAUAUCAACUAGGAUUAUUUUAAUAAAGUUUUAUAUGUAAUAAAAUGGCUUUGAUAUUUCUA